CUGCCCGCACGACCUCGAACUCUUUCCAUUCCUGCCAUAUGCUCAUGUCUGGUUGAGCUCUCUCUGCCUCCCAUCUCGUAUCUUCUUCUCGUCCUCUGUCUCCCCUUCUCACGGCCCCCUCCCCACCAUCAUUGAUACUGGUCCAUCACUCCAGUCUGCCUCCAGCUGUUAGUGUUUUCCCUCCUCGUCAUCAGUAUCCUCUUUGAACCCGCCACCUACCACCCAAGGCCGCCGUUUGCCCACCUCCACCUGUCUCUUGUCUGUCUCCAGCUGUACAGUACAUUAUUACCGAGGUGUACGAAUCCCGUACUCGGUUCCCUACCGCCACGCCUGUCUGUUCUCGCAGGUGCUUUCGGCUCUCGGGCAUACUGAGCCUGCGAUUGAUCUGCACGCCAUUUGCCAAGACAUCGACUUCGAGAAGCCCGGGGGCGCCCCUCAAAUACCGCCGAGUCUUAUAUCCAUCGCUACCUCAAAGGGGCGUGAGGAAGAGUCACCAUUACACCCUCAUAAACACCAUAAACACCACCGAGGCACCGCCGAACCAUAUCUUAUCCUCGACGGUACUUCUCUGGGCUGUUGUGGCUGGCGCGCAUGGCUCUGUGAUACCCUCUGUCGACAGCAGGAAUUAGUCAUUGGCCGUACCACGGUCCCCUAACAGGCCUAACACUUACACACGAUUUCUGUUUCUUGGCGGUCGAUUCUGAGCCGCUGAACGGUCGACCCCCAACAAGCGGAACCGACGCCGUUAUAACUCGCUGACCCUAGCCUUCAAGCCUGAAUCCACUGGGGUCAAACGCCUCCAGAAAGAAAGCGACGCCCCCCGGCCUGUGGGCUACGAAGUACUGGGUGGUUGACCUUCCAGGUUGAGAGUGCGUGCCGAAACUCUAGCUUCAGGUCUCGCAUUGAGCCGAGAGGAGCAUUAUUAUUAUAACUCGAGGUCAGUUCCCCCCCCAUCAGCUCUUCUGUUUCUUCUUCCGCCUCAUCCUUUCCAUUGAAGCCCCCCAAGAGCCCCCCCAAAACCGCACUGCUCUCCCCCACCUGGGUAUUGGGCAUCAAGCAGCUGCCAGCACCCCGUCGUCCAACCGUUUCCAGUGGGCGCUAACUAGAGCAACAGUGGAGGAAACAAACCCUCCCGCAUCCGAGGCUAGGCAGCGCUCCCCACAACAAGGCCCUCUUUUGCCAUGCAACAUCCCAUGUCGAGUUCACUCAUCAAUUCCACAGCGAGCCCCGAGCCUGCGGAGCCAUCGGGGACUGGCCAAAAUACUCUCACAACUCUCACUAAUAAUAUUUGUCCCAAUCGCGCAUCACCUUUGGCCUCUGCCUCCAGUGAUUCGCCUUCCUCUCUCAACAAUUCGUCGUCACGUUCACCAUCCUUGACGCCUCAGCCGGCCACUCCCAAAUCUCCCGCCUCUGGCCUUUUUGUCCCCGCGCCCCCAAAGUCGCAUUUCGUUGACAUCGCAUCGCUCCCGCCUCAAGAUCCCCAGAAUACCGAUUUUGAUUUUCUGCUCGAUUGCAGCGACGACGUCGCCGCCUCUGCUGCCCUGUCCAACCACGCAGCGAUACCAACAAGCAACACGCCAGGUAUACCAGAUAUCGACAUGGCGACCGGCUCCGUCUACGACUCAGGCCUCGGCCGCAGUCGACAGGACUCGUUUGUCGGCGCAAGGCCCAUCUCCAUGACCAACCCCAACCGCACUCGCCGGGACUCGAAUAACAUCGGACCCGGCAGUCUGAUGGGUGGUAUGAGCUGGGGUGGUAUCUCUUUGGGGAGUUUUGUCAAGGACGAGAUAAUGAUGGCCGGCACUUCUCCAUAUCCGACACACCAGUCACCAUCGUUCCACUCAUCGUCCUAUAUGCCCAAGCUGGAAGCAUCCUUUAUGCGCGACUUUAUCUGCUGCGAGACGACGUGGGAUACCCUUCAUGAUCUGCUCCAGCAUUAUGAGGAGCAGCAUACUAACCUCACGGGAAACUCCACGUUGGGGCCUGGGUUCGGCGGGAACUUCACGCGUGGUCCUGCCAGUCGUGCAACUUCUGUUGCACCUUCAGUCAGACCACAGCAGCCAACACAACCGAUGCAUGGGUUCCAGCAACAGCGCCAGCCUGGUACUGGCGCCAGCAACCUGGGCGCUGGUGGAUUCGGUAUGAUGCGACAGCAGGCGGCUCCGGUCGCACCCAAGGUCAACCACAUGUCUCACCUCAACGACGAGAUGGAUGCAGUUGGCGACAUGGAAAUGGAUGAUGCUGUCGGGCACAUGGAUAUGGACGACAGCCAACGCAUACAGCAGACCCGUCACCUCUUUGGUCAGCAGCAGCGACCCCAGCUUCAUCUUAAUGCCUCGGGGCUUCCUCAUCAAGCGUUGCGCACUUCGCAGCCACCAACACCAGCUGCUCAGAGCUUUGGAUUCCAGAACAAUCCUACCGUCUCUUCGGUCAACACACCAACACUGACGACUCACCAAGGCCUGCCCCAGCGCGGACAACAGUUCUCACAAGAUAACGCUAUGGAGGAGGAUGAUGAUAUGUCAGGCCUGCCCAUGAAGCUUAACACCAACAACUUGGCGCCUCUAGGCGGUUUUCCGUUCAAUAUCAACAACACCAUCGACGACCCUGCGAAGCGCCUUUACAGCCCCGGGGGUUCUUCGGCUCAGAUGACCAGUCAGCAACGAGCCAUGGAACAGCAGUUGCAAAUGCAGCAGCAAGUGCAGCAGCAGUUGGUGAGCAUGAAUCUUGACUACAGCCAACUGCCACCAGGCAUGGAUCCAACCACGCUUCUUCAGCACUUCACUGCGCUGAUGAUGCCACCACCCGAAGAGCACAAGCCGUUCAAGUGCCCCGUCAUCGGCUGUGAGAAAGCCUACAAGAACCAAAACGGCUUGAAGUAUCACAAGACACAUGGGCAUUCGACCCAGCAGCUCCACGAGAAUGGCGACGGCACAUUCUCCAUCGUCAAUCCUGAGACUCAUGCGCCCUAUCCAGGCACCCUGGGUAUGGAAAAGGAGAAACCCUUCAAGUGCGAAGUCUGCGGCAAGCGGUACAAGAACCUGAACGGUCUAAAAUACCACAAGCAACACUCCCCACCGUGCGACCCGGAACUUCGAGCUCAGCAGCAGAACCUCUUUUCCAGCAUGAUGCAGAAUCCCGCAGGAUUUAUGGCCAUACAGCAAAACCUUCCCAAUAUCAACGAAGACAACAAUCAUUAAGCGUGGCAUUCCGACUCGGUAUCUCUUAUGCAACAAUGGUAUCCUGCUGAGCGAUUCGCCUCCUUAUCCUACGGCAUAAGCAUACUUGCCUUCUUCACCAUUUUUUCCUGGUUCGGGUACUUUUGCAUUUCUCCUGCAUCAUGCGGUCCGGCGUUUUCCUGGUGGUCCUGGGCGUGGGAGGGGACGACUUUUUUUUUCCGAGUAAAGCGCACGCGGGAAGGCUGUCUGCGGAUCUAUAUACCCCAAAGCAUAGACUGGAUUUCAGACUGAUACCCCGUUGUCCUCUUUUUGUUUCUUUCAUUUUUAUCCCCUUCUCCCAUUGGUCUUUUCUGUUGACUGGUUUGAGGCCAAUCAAACGACUGGCCGACGAUAACGAUACGCACAACAUAGAGGAGACCUGCUUUUUCCCCCCACCGAGACAGCGUUUUAGAGCGAGAAAGGAGAGAGCCCGGAAGAGACGAAGACCACGAACCGAACGAAUACCAUUAGACCGGGGGGUUCUGACGACAACAAAAAAUGGUGUUGAGAGAGUGCGAGGGAGAGGAACAAAAUUGGGGUGGUGAUAUUUGGGAUGGUUGCGGCAAGGGAAAAAAACUCGGCGCGGAGAGGUGAAGAAGGGGAGCUAACGUCAUACACUCGUUAUUUCACCAGUAAUAAUCACUAAUUGAGGACCUUACGGCUGGACUAGCUGGGCUGGACUGGUUUAGGGGGGCUUGGGGUGUGUGUUUUGGUUUUUUUUUGAGAGUGCGAGGAGGCGGGAAAGAACAGGCUGUUGUGCGCGAGUGAUGAAGCGAGCAAGCCAGCGAGGAGUUGGGGAGAAGGGGGAUGUGUGCUUUUUUGUUUGCUGAUUUUAUUUGUGUUCCUUUUUCCUCUCUCCCUUAUUUUCCUUGUGAUUUCUUUGGCUUUCUGUGGAUGGGACCCCAAAGCGGCGAGGCGUAUGAGGUAUCAAAAAGUUUCAUGGAAGGGAGACAAGUAUGAGAAAUGUGUGGUAUGAUGAUGGUAGAAGGGAGGGGAUAGGUAUCCAAAACCUGGACGUGGGUUUUUAUCCCCUAAGAUAUGUUUGAGAAGAUGGGGGAAAGAAAGGGAAGGGGCGGGGGGGUAGGUGGUACAAGUUGGCGCAAUGUGGUGCAAAAAAAAUCGGUUGGGAAAAGUACUUGUGGGUUGUUGAUUUCCGUCGGUUUCUCUUUUGUCUUCUUUUGAUUUGGGUCUUUUUUUUUUUUGGGGGUAGAGGGGAACAGGAGAUGAAGGAGGUUGCACUUGGCUUUUUCUUUUUUUGUGUAUGGUGAUUUUGCUUGCUUGCUUGCUGAUGUAAAGGUUCUUGUUGUUCUUGUUGUCGGUGGCUUCAGGGUUUUG
Molecule: messenger RNA, 4553 nt
Organism: Podospora pseudocomata
Lineage: Eukaryota; Fungi; Ascomycota; Sordariomycetes; Sordariales; Podosporaceae
Gene: SFP1
Product: Transcriptional regulator of ribosomal biogenesis proteins
Exons: 4
Coding region: 1182-3200 (672 amino acids)
Cellular component (GO): nucleus
Source: RefSeq, a predicted model, not a curated record